This is a messenger RNA of Diorhabda carinulata, 2112 nucleotides long. It is a transcript of the gene Sec61alpha, whose product is annotated as protein transport protein Sec61 subunit alpha. The transcript has 5 exons. Gene Ontology annotation, molecular function: signal sequence receptor activity; ribosome binding; transmembrane protein transporter activity. Bases 205 to 1635 code for a protein of 476 amino acids. Gene Ontology annotation, cellular component: Sec61 translocon complex; membrane. The record is from RefSeq and is a predicted model, not a curated record. Gene Ontology annotation, biological process: SRP-dependent cotranslational protein targeting to membrane, translocation; post-translational protein targeting to membrane, translocation. Lineage: Eukaryota; Metazoa; Arthropoda; Insecta; Coleoptera; Chrysomelidae.
GUGAUACAUUCUCCGGUCGCCAACAUCAUCGGUCACGUGACCGUUGUGCUGUGCUACGUGUACGACGUGUAGGCUAGAAUUAACUCUAGAAGUACCGUAAUUUCUUUCUAACUUAGAAGUAGAAGAGACGUGACAGCUCCCGAGGGAAGUUUAAUGAAAAAAAACUGUGAUUUAUAAGUGAAAUUGUAGUUUAAACCCUACAAAAUGGGUAUUAAAUUUUUGGAAGUUAUUAAACCGUUCUGUAGUAUCCUACCGGAAAUAGCGAAACCAGAGAGGAAAAUCCAAUUUAGGGAGAAAGUACUAUGGACAGCAAUAACAUUAUUCAUAUUUUUAGUAUGUUGUCAGAUUCCAUUAUUUGGUAUAAUGAGUUCAGAUUCUGCAGAUCCUUUUUAUUGGAUUCGUGUGAUACUUGCAUCAAAUAGAGGUACUCUUAUGGAACUUGGGAUCUCACCAAUCGUAACAUCAGGAUUGAUCAUGCAAUUAUUGGCUGGUGCAAAGAUUAUUGAAGUUGGAGAUACUCCUAAAGAUCGGGCAUUAUUCAAUGGUGCCCAAAAAUUGUUUGGUAUGGUUAUCACCGUUGGUCAAGCCAUUGUAUAUGUAAUGACUGGUAUGUACGGAGACCCAGCCGAAAUUGGAGCUGGAGUGUGUCUGCUUAUCAUUAUUCAACUUUUUGUUGCUGGUCUAAUUGUGUUACUUCUCGAUGAACUUCUCCAAAAGGGAUAUGGUCUAGGUUCUGGUAUCUCCCUCUUCAUUGCCACCAAUAUUUGUGAAACAAUCAUCUGGAAAGCAUUCUCACCAGCUACUGUUAAUACAGGAAGAGGAACCGAAUUUGAAGGAGCUGUGAUUGCUCUAUUCCAUUUGUUGACUACCAGACAAGAUAAGAUUAGAGGUUUACGUGAAGCUUUCUACCGUCAAAACCUUCCCAAUUUGAUGAACCUCUUGGCUACUGUCCUCGUUUUUGCUAUUGUAAUAUAUUUCCAAGGAUUCAGAGUCGAUUUACCAAUCAAGAGCGCCAGAUACCGUGGACAGUAUUCCAGCUACCCAAUAAAACUUUUCUACACUUCAAACAUUCCUAUUAUAUUACAAUCUGCUCUAGUAUCUAAUUUGUAUGUAAUUUCUCAAAUGUUGGCUGUUAAAUUCCAAGGAAACUUUUUGAUUAAUUUAUUGGGUGUUUGGGCUGAUGUAGGAGGCGGCGGCCCGGCAAGAUCUUACCCCAUCGGUGGAUUAUGUUAUUAUUUAUCGCCACCAGAAAGCGUUAGUCAUAUUCUCGAAGAUCCCAUACACGCAAUGCUGUAUAUUGUCUUCAUGUUGGGAUCCUGUGCCUUCUUCUCUAAAACGUGGAUCGAAGUAUCUGGAAGUUCCGCCAAAGAUGUAGCUAAACAAUUGAAAGACCAACAAAUGGUUAUGAGAGGACACAGAGACAAUUCGAUGAUACACGAACUAAACAGAUAUAUACCGACAGCUGCCGCAUUUGGAGGACUUUGCAUAGGAGCUUUAUCCGUAUUAGCGGAUUUCAUGGGAGCGAUUGGUUCAGGAACGGGUAUACUUCUCGCCGUUACUAUUAUUUAUCAAUAUUUCGAAAUAUUUGUUAAAGAACAAAGUGAAAUGGGCGGAAUGGGAGCAUUACUCUUUUAGAAUAAAUGUUGUAUAUAUUAUAUAAUCUUGAUAUCAUUAAGCCGUAAGCUUGACUGAUAUUGUGAUUUUUUUCUUUUUGUUUAGUAAAUAGUAACUAUUGUGAUGUUUAUUAUUUGUUUAUUUCGAAAAUGUUCACUAUAGUUAUUAUUUAUUUGUAACAAUGUUUCAUGUCAUUUUUCACUUUGUGUGUGAAAGAUUUUUUGUACUAAAAUUGAAAUAGAUACAAAUUAUAUCCAAUUAUAUCCGUAUAUUUUUCAUUGUACAUUUUUACAUAAUUUUUAUUAUGUUUAUCAUUUGAAAAUGAGAAAAUAUAAAAAAUAUAAUUUCCACAUAUUGUGUGGAUGUGUUCCAUACUAUAAUUUAAAUUUAUUUUUACGUUUCAUCAUCUCAUGCAGUAUGAUUGUGUGUGUAUCGGUCAUUUAUUAUAAUAUUCGUUGUUAGAAAUAAUUUAUUUUAAAUACAGAAAUUUCUCAAAAA